Messenger RNA from Amoebophrya sp. A120, 11290 nucleotides. NCBI's taxonomy places the organism in Eukaryota, Dinophyceae, Syndiniales, Amoebophryaceae. The record is from the annotation of a GenBank genome assembly.
UGUAAAGGUAUUGAAGCGGUACUCACAUGGAUUCACGAUAUACGAAAACUCUAUAAAGACGACUUUUCCGCUGAAAACAAGAUCGCAAAAUGAUACUUAACAAUGUCCGCUCUUGUAUGAUUUUGAACUAUAUGAUUGUUUCGCGACAGUAUUUCGUUCCGGUUUGACUUUGACUUUUAUGGAGCGAGAACCGCACGAAGUGACAGGAACUUCAUCUUCCGCUCUGUGCUGGUUGCUUUUAUUCCAACUGUGAACGAGAAGAAACCAACCGUGUAUUCUUGUUCGACGCGCAGGAGUAGAACUACUUGGUUCACGCCACAACCACCUAACCGCCUUCCUGUACAACUGCCAGCCUGUCGCAGCAGGAGCCAAGUUCGUCUUCACACGACCAACGACCUCAAAGAUAAUGUCCACGACUUCUUGUCCCGCCGCUGGUUUAGAAGUGCAACCAAGCGGUUCUUCUAGUUCUGCGGCGCGGAAAACCAAAACAACAUCAUCAUCUCCACAACCACUCUCCGUCCUCAUGUUGUCAUUCUUCCUUUCUUCCAACAUCUUCUGCUCUCUCAUAAACCCAGCGGACGCCGGGCUGUCCAUCACGAAGAGGGCCGCUUCGGCCGGGAAAACGUCGCUCUUCCCCGAGCAGGCGAUGCAGCAAAACCGGGACAGUGGGAAUGAUUAUCAUCACAAUUACAUCGAACGGCACCUGCUGAGCCCUUUGCGGCAGGAAAUCUACGUGGAUAGGAAGAAUUUAGUGCGGGUCUUAAGGGAGGAGAAAGAGAAUGAUAGUGCCAACCCAGCGGAAUCUGCACUUCUGCCAAGUAAAAGCGGGAAUAAUUAUACGAAUACCAGUCGAGGAGAACUUUCUCUACAUCAUGAUCUCUCGCCAGAACAACUACUACAACAAUCAGGUUUCAAAUACAACAAGCUGACUGCAGAAAACAUCCGGGACAGCUACAGUGUCAUCCCCCGGUCAUUCUUUCCCAACCACCACUUCUUCCGAGAUUUGGAUUAUCGGAGGAGAGGGCUGGAUGAUGAUGAUGAUGAUAGUGAUGAUGAACCACACCGCAAAAAGAAGAACUCCAUUUUACAAACGCGAUUAAAAAAACUUCGUCGUUUCCGUCGGCAGUUCCGUGACCCCAGGAUGAACAAACCACCGACAGAAAAGACUGUCUUCGACGAUUUCUGGAGUGUUUUGUUUCCGGAGGAUAGUGGGACAGAUCAAGAAACUCAAGAAACCAUUACAACUUUCUCGUCCGAUCAAUCAGCAGCAUCAGCAUCUUCAUCUGGUACAACCAAGAAAACCCAGUCGAAAACACGAACAAAGCGCUCUCCAACCUCCCGUGAGAAGUGGGAGUUAGAAGAGGAGCAGCACGAGGAGUAUUUUUUCACCAUUGACGCCACCAACGCUUUAACCACCGCGGCGUUUUCCUACGAUUUCCAAACCCUGGACCGGAUGAGCAGACGGGGCAACUCCGAGAUUUUGCACUCCGAGGCAAGGAGACAGGGAAAUCCGGCGAAGCUGCUGGCACCGCUGGGGGGACACCGGGAGUACUAUGGGUUGCGAGACGUGAGUACUAUGGGCCCGAUUGUGACGACGAAUGUGAUUCCGCCGUUGGACUUGGAGCUGCAGGGGAAUACAAUUACAAACGGAAAGUCAAGAACUUCUUCUACAUCAACUAUUAAGGCAUCAACAUCAUCUUCAUCCCGCAGAACGUCUUCUCGUCCCCCGACUCCAAAAUACGUCCGGCGGUCGGUUGGUUCUUUCGUUUUCGGAAAAAGCUUUCCGGAGGGCGUUUUCACAGGGGAGUCGCUGCUAGAGCAACUGCGCGUAUUUCAAGAGAGUGCAAGGAAUUCCGGACAGUCUCGUGGUUCUACUUCUUCUUCCACAAGCAGCACAGCAGAACAUUAUCAAGCCUCUCCGUUCACGCCCAAGAUGAUGCCCCUGCACAUCGAGCCUUUGUUCGACCGGAAGACGCUGUACCGGGGCGGAUUGCUUCUCGACUCGGCACAGUGGAAGAUCGUUCCGGGGGAGAAAUUUGCGGAUAAGAGGUUCAAGGAACUCGUGAAAAUUGCAACGAAGUACGGAUUGCAGUCGACGAAGGUGUUUGAACAAGGGAACAACAAUGAGAUGAGCUCCGAGCAGCAGCAUGGGUGCAACAGUAUCUCCUCUUGCAGUUCCAGAAAUACAAGUUCAUCGUCUAUGACUGCCGGUGCAGCAGCGGUAGGAAACAAAUCGACAAGAAUGUUCGCCCCGGACGCGGUCGACCGGGUCACUGCGCUGCUUAAGGGGAAGGAGGAAGGGGACGGAACGGGUCUUAUCUUGGAUAGCAAUGCUGGCUGGACCAAGCAAAUGAAAAAAGCUCUGGACACCCCGGAAGACUACGUGGAGGAAGGACUGCUUCGUAACUUCCUCGCACCUGCUCCGCCUACGAAAGCAAAUGGAAGAGCCGAAAGUUCUGAUGCGAACAAGUCUACUACUUUUUCGAAGCAAGGAUCCAUCGGUACAACUGCGCGAGAUGUUGAACAGGACAACGCUCCUGCAGGAAGCACUAACAAAUACCAGCCGCAAUCCGCCGGCGCUGUCGUACUAGAAAAAAUUUCCGACCUCGCGUUAGAGUUGCGAAACGCCUUGCUCUCGAAGGUGAAAACGAAUGCGACGGCGGAUGCAGUUGCGGACGACGUCGAGGGGAAAGACACUGCUAGUGGUCUUACGCAAAAGGAAAUAAAGCAGAACAAGAACGCCACGACAACCAGCGAAACUGACGCUACGUCCAACCUGCCGACAGCCGCAAACUUUUUCGAACCAAGGAGAAUGCGGACCCGGAAGUGGAAUGAGAAAAGGGCGAAGCGGGAACUGUCGAAGACCACGGGUGUAGCGGUAUCGUCCCAAAUGUCAUGCAGCACCAGCAAUACAAAUUCCAAUCCGGCAAGCAAACACAAGCAGCCGUCUUGGGAGACUCGCGACUUCCCGUCUUUCUUGUUGCAAAAGGAGAUCCAGGAGCUGUUGCCGAGAUUGAGCACUCUGCAGAUGCGAAAGGAGGUUUUUAGCAGUGGAAGUGCUACUUCUGCCGCUCAGCACGAGAACAACUUCUACAAAACGGAAACCGGGACGAGCAGCACACCACCGCACUUCUUCCAACAAGUUUCCUACUCGCUCGAGUUCCGCACCCCGGUCUUGCUCCAGUCUCUGAUCGUCUCGGGAAACAGCAAACAUUUUCAAUCCGCCAUCGCCUACCUCGAUGGCGAGGCGCAGUUUGUGAUCCCGUUCCGGCUGAUUCUGGAUGGAGCAGAUGGAAAAACUGAAAAGAAUCUCUACGACCUUUCCGAAUCCACGACCAGUUGGCACGCGAUCGACGAGCUCAGGUUUGUGAAUGCAUAUCGCGAGAAAAAAGUGUUACAGUUACACACUCUGAUGGGAGACAAGCAAGACAGACAACUUCUGUCAUGCAGGAAAUGCAUGCCAGCCUCAUUUCAUUCGUGUUUUCCCUUAUGGUCUGCGCAUCACAGGUUUUCUUAGCCAUGUCGAGCAACUUUGUGAUGCAGAAACUCCAACAAAUGUGUAAUUGUAACACUUUUUUCCUGUGAUAAUGCAGAUGGAAUCAUGAAUACGGCAAGUGGUGAAAAUGAUGCUAGCAAAAAUUCCUCGCCGUUGAAAAUCCACUACAUCGAGGUGGAGCCCGCCGUGGGGUAUGAAAGUGCACAACUCCCUUUCCCCCUCAUUUGUGAUGCAAAGUGCCAACGCCACCCUUUGCCUUUUGCCACGACUAUGCAUGACAGAUUUUGAGAGCCGAAACAGCAACAGAAUCGGUCGCCAAUUUUUUGUCAUGUAGAGCCUGCAUCCUUGCCAGAGCUUGUGUUGCUGGGACUGCCAUUCAAAUGAGGCGGGGGGGGAGUUGUGCAGCACUCUCAUAUGGGGUUCGGCGAGCUCAAAACCGGUUCGCAAUCGUUUUUGCUGUUCCGGGAUUUGCUGCAAAGGAAGUGGGUGGAGGACUGUCAGGCGAUAGUGACUUCUACGCCGGAGAAUGAAGUCUCCAGUACCAAGAAAACUGAUCCAAAAUCUUCCAACCUCAUUUCGAGCAAGAAACACGAGAACAAAACCAACACUCCACUUCUGAAGAAACGCAACAGAAACGACGACUCCACCUCUGAAGACUCGGAAGAUCUGGACCGCUUGGAUUCGGACGACAGCACGGAUAGCAUUUCCUCUACUUCCGCAGAGAGCGACGAGGAUGCCGAAGCUGUUUUGAAAAGCCGCAUGAAAAAAAUGAAACCAAAGAACAGGAAAAAGAAGCACAAAAACCACACUGGUGCGUCAUCAAAAGGAGAUCGCUCUACUAGCACAACUGCGGACCCAAAUACUGAAUCAGCUGGUUCACCGCAAACUAACAAGCCGAAACUCGAAGUCCCACCCCUUCGCUCCAUUUUCCACCUGUUCCACCGCAUGUCGGCGCUGGCGAAAAUCGCGACUUCCGAGCACAAAACGACUUUCGACAACCUCCAAUUUCGCUUUCAGAUAAAAGAUUCAACGACAAAAGAAAACAACCAGCACGAAGUAGACAGCACACAGCAACAGCACACGGAACUCAUCCCCUUCUACAACGAGUACGACAUUGCGAACUCUUUAAACAACAAAAACCAGUUUGUCGAGCUGAUGAUCCUGACCCCGAACGGCGCGAUUGACGCGCAACGGGUGGACAAGCAGGCGAAAAAGUACUUGAUUUCCCUCGAUUUCGCGCUGAAAAAUGGGUACAAGAUGCUGCCAGAGAAUCUGAUGAACAACUACCUGUCCCGGGAUUUGAUACAAAGACAAGCGUUUCUGGUCACGCGGUUCUUCUUUCUGGCGCCUGGUACUUCUUCGGAGCAACACGAGACGAAGCGGAGGAGGGACAACGAAUGGGUAGAUUCGGCGCUGGACGCGUUGGAGUUAUCCUGUGCAAAGGCAUCGUACUCGUACUAAUCGCAGUCAUGCAAGACAAAUUUCUUGUUUAACCUAAGUCAGCAUGACAGAUUCCAUUUGUCAUGCUGAGCGAAUUUGUAUUGCAGUACUACGAGUACGAUACUUUUGCAGUUCAUAGGAGUUGGUGGAUGACGAUUUUGUCCGUUUCGCGACCGAGAUGCAAUUUUUGCUCGCACUCUGGGGACGGAUGCUGCUGGGCGGUGGUGGGUUUGGGAAGCAUGACGAAGGGACGAAUAAUCCUCCGGUUAUGCAGAAUUUCGUCGCUAUGUUGGAUGACAGUAGCGACGGAUUCGCUUUGCCAAGUUUAAGAACUGCUGCUACGCAAGCUGUUUCUAGCGAGGAGGCUGUAGAGGUGCCACUGCGCGAAGCAGAAACGUCGCAUGCUGGUGCGGGAACAUCGAUACAGCAAGAAGAUCAACACCACACGGAGGUAGAGGUAGUGGAGAAACCACUUCUAUCGAAUAAAGCGGACGACGAGGUUCUUCUUCUUCCCGUGACUCCGGAUGCAGUGUCGGACGAGUCUGCAGCUUCACAUGAUGAUCCUGUCGCGGAGCAGCAGUGGGUGCAGACCCAUCUCACGUUCGACGAAAUCCAAACCGAGGACGAGUUCAACAAGUACGUGCAACGAGAAUUUUUCGACAAACUUGAAAACGGAAAUACAAAUAACACGAUCAGUACAACUUCUAGCAUCAAACCAGAACUGCAAUUUCUCCCAUCCGUCAUGAAAGCAUCCGACCGACUUCCGGCCUUCCUUCCCGUGGCAGACGUAGUUUUUGAACCUGAAGAAAGCCAUAGCGAAGCAGACCUGCAUAAUCCGCCCUCUUUGCUGCAACGAGCUACAAGUUUCCUUUCUGCUACCGUAUUUGGACGAACAAGCGCUCCAACCCAAAUUAUCCACCCGCUGGAGAUCUCCCUGGCUAACGGCGCGAAAUUGGACAUGUUUGAUGUCGCAAUGCGUUCCCCACAGUACUUCUUCGACGAGACUCUGUGGGCAGUGGAAGCAAAUUUGGGCCUCGAUGACGCGGUCAAAUUGGAACUGAUACAGCCCUUGAAGAUGGAACAAAAUAAGACAGCAGCUGCAGAAGGCCGCGAGAAAGAACAUCAGAAAGAACUCUACAAGAUUGCGUGUUUGAAGCCGGUGUUCGAAAUUGAGGCGGACAAAACGCAGCGGUACACGCUCGAGGUGAUCAUCUUGGACUUUUUUCAGUUCGACCAUGAAACCGGGCCGGGCAAUGCAAAUCCUUGUUUUCGUCAUGGUCAUGCAGAAGCAGCGACUGUGACCGCGACACCCACGGCAGCAGCUCCGGUUGUAGCGGUGCCGCCGCUUCUAGACGGUGGUCAUUUGAUGAACGACUUGUUUAUUUCCGAUGGUGGAAGUGAUGUUUCUUCGGUCGAAGACGAUCCGGUGAGGAGGACGCAGACUUCGUCCAACGACGUGCCUAUCGCUAUUGAUGUCGUGGCGCAAGAUGCAGUGGAGCGACAUUCACGAUCUCCAACGGCGCCGACCAUGGCUGGGAGAUUUCUUUCUGAACAGGCUGCGAUGAAACUUGGCGAGCAAGAAUCUGGUGGCGCGAUCCCUUCAGUGCCUCUAGCGAAGAAGAGGGCCAUGCACGAAUUGCAUGAGCAGCAUGACUUUCAAGAAGAAGACCACUCUACGGCUCCACUCGAGGCCGCACCGCUUCUGGCGAAGCGUCAUGCAGCUACAAAAGAAGCCGCGGCGUCCCCGGAUGCACGAAGCAAAGCGGCGAAUCAAAACUACGGCAAGCAGGGUGACAGUACGACUUCAUCUCCCAGCUUGGCAGCCACGCCGGGUUCAUCUCCACAGGUCGUGGGGCGGUCGGGUCGCCGGAGUACCAAGGGGAAGACAGCUACUAGUGAAUCGACGGAAAAACAAGAAGCUCCGUCGCGACAGCAGGAGCAAACAUCUGGAGUUCUUGAACAAGUAGAAGGAUUUUUGUCAGGCCAAAAGCUGCCGACAUCAACCUCGUCCCCACCUUCCAUUUCCACCGGAAAGAAGAACACACCACCAAAGAUAUCAAGUGCAAAAAUGUCUGGGUCUGGAAGAUCGCAACUUGGCAUGCUGUUUUUGCACGCUAAAAAAAGUAUUGCAUGACCAGCAUUGUGCUACACGGACAGGGCAUUUCUCAUGCGGAAGGUGCAUCAGGAAGCCCGCUAAAGGUCUGCGAUGCUAGGUCAUGCAUUACAGGCAUGAUAGGCCAUGAGAAAUAUGCAUGAAAAAUCUUGCACUCUUCCAGACCCAGACAUUUUUGCAUUUGAUAAAAGAAAAGGGUGCACUACUUCGACCUGCUGACAGACACUCCCGCCCAUCUCCUGAUCUUUCUCGCACAAGAAUUCCCCGCGACUUUUAUCACCGACGAGGUUCUCCAGAAUCUGAAAGCGGCGAAGGAGAAAAACCUUUCUCUCAGUCCGAUUUUGGAGAACGUGGAGCUGCAAGACCAGUUAGAACAAUUCGGGCCGGACGGUUCGGAAUUCGGGAUUUGGACGGUAAUCGAAAAGUGGGUAACCAACCGGUUUCAGAAAUUGGAUUCGCUCGCGAGAAAACUGGUCGUGAAGCGGGUGAGCGCGCCGGUAGCUAGUUCGGAAAAGGUUUCGGCUGUAGAACACUGGAUGAUCAAGGUGAAUGAGGUUUUUGAUAAGACGCUGAAAGUGGACCCGAAGUUGGUCGAGAUGUUUCGGAGGGCAGCAGGAGGGGAUCUGCAGCAGCAGCAGCAAAAACUGCCCAUGAACAAGACUUCUGCAGUACAAGUAGGUGCUGCACCCACGAAACCCGCGGCAUCCACCUCUACCUCGUCUUCGCCAGUAGAACUCCAGCAGCUGCAAGCAGAGCCAGCAUCAGCUGCAGUGGAGCCUCCAGUGCAAGACGCAGCUACAGCUGUUUUCCCGAGAAGUAGUGAAGUAGAGACGCCAAUUGCAGGGACAAAAGAACAGCUUGAAGACCACUUGGUGCCUGCAAUCAACAAGAAGAACCCAGCGGUUCUUCAACUAGAGCCGCAACAUUCCGUGUCCGCCCAUCUUCCGCAAGAAAAACGACCAUCAACAUCGCAGGAGCUCUUAAUCCUCCCGCGAACGGAAAACUUCAAAAUUGUUCCCGCAGUGGAGAUUAUGCAGCGGUGGCUGUAUGCGAUUGUUGCAGAUGAAGCGGAUUUAUCAAAUGCAAAAAUGUCUGGGUCUGGGAGAUUGCGAGAUUUGUCAUGCUAGUCUGGCAUGACUCUGAACUCUGUGCUGUAUGGCCGUUAAGAGCUCCUCUGCCCUGUCAUGCAAAAACGCAGUUUCUCAUGCGGAGUACGCAACUCAGAACCAUGGAAAAAACUUGUCAUGCUUGGCAGCGCAUUACACUGAGUUCACUACUCCCUCUCUUGCGUCACAAGUUUGUUCCAGACCCAGACAUUUUUGCAAUUGAUAGGAUUUGGAUGCGAUCGACGAGGAGUUUGGCGAAGAAGGGGAAGAACAGCAACCUGUUGUCACGAAGUUUCAGCAGGAUGCAGGAAGCAUCAACGAAGGCGGAAAUGAACCUGGGGAGGUCGGGCAGAACACAAUGGCUGCACAAAGUUCUGUCAUUCAGAAAACAGCUCUACGUCUACAAGAAGAAGCUCACGACCUCGACGAUGAUGAGGAUGGCAAAACCAGCCGUGCCAAAAUGGCCCAAAACAUCCAGGAGAUCCUCGCGGAAGAGGAUGAAAGCAAUACCGAGCCACUACUGUACACUGCAAAUCUGCCGGAACAAGCAACUGCGACAGUGGUUCCAGAGGAUUUUCCUCUACCUGAGGUGACUACAGAUCCUGAGGUUUUUGAUACUGCUUCUACUGUUCCCGAAAGUGCAGCUUCUCUUUCGUCCUUGUUCUAUGAUGAGCUUGGCGCAAUAGUAGAUGUCGGACCGGAUCCUGUUGCUGCGUCGAACAACAGCAUCAACCAACAGCACACAGAAAUUCCCCCAGCAACAACAUCUACUCCUACACCGCAAAGAUUUCGAAACGGGAGGCGGGUAAAAACCCUGGACGAAAUCAUGCGGAUGGACAACGAUGGGGUGCAUAUCAAAUGUAAAAAUGUCUGGGUCUGGAAGAUUGAAACUUGUCAUGCUAAAUCCGAAUAAUGCAAAAAUCUGUGUUGCAUGAGUGCCAAAAGCUGUCCACUUUCGACCAAGUUGGGCGGGAGUUUCUCAUGCGGGCUAGGCAUGGUAGAGACCUCACAGACUCUGUCAUGCUAGGUCCUGCAUUCCAGACCUCAUGGGUCAUGGAAAAUCUGCAUGACAAACCUCGCAAUCUUCCAGACCCAGACAUUUUUGCAGUUGAUACUGCAGGACUACAUGCAACACCCCGACGACCCGUCUGGCUUCGACUUCCAGCGAGGGGCCGAUUUAACAAAGGUCGGAGAGGACGCAUUGGAAGUAGCGCAGGUGGGAGCAACAGGAACAAGGAAAAUAAAUUUCGCUGCAGUGGAGAUGAACGGAACUACGAUACUGGGUGGAGCAGGACACCAAGGGGCCGCGGGUUUGAAAAUACCAGCAGGAGCAGCAUCAACAAGAGCUACGGGCGGCAUUCUUUCUUCGGCAGCACCGGCGGUACCAGCAGGGUCGUCCACCUGGAUCAUACCGCAAGCACCACCGGAAGAAUUUCCAAACCUGCAGGCGGGUGACGAUCAACUACAGUUGGACCAGGAAAUCGAGGACGAACUGCAGUACCAGCAAGACUUGUUGAUGCGACUGGUUGAGGAAGACAAAGCCAGAGAUGCGGAACUAGCUAGACAUCAAAACGGGGAAGAAGAAGUCCUUGUGCAGCAAGCGGUACAACAUGAACAGGAGGUUCAUCUUCCGACGGCAGGAGUGGAUCAUCCCCCGCAGACUGCAGCAGAACCCGCGGCUGGUGCACCUUCAGAUUCACUCCCUCUAGAUGUUCUGAAACGACCUCAGCCUCCUGCAGAAGUCGAAAUUUCAUUCGAGGCGCCUCCAACAAAUACCAGGUUCGAGCACGAAGAUUUACGGCAUCCAGAUCUGGACGAUCUAGUGGGGCGAGAUGAGGAUGAAGAACAUGAUGGUGCAGUAACGACCCCAGAUGUAUCAAAUGCGGGUCGAAAUCCUUCUCCUUCACCCCUCUUCACGGCUGCGGAGUUGCACUGGCUCCUGCGACCGAUGGCGUACGGAAAAAAUGAUCCGCCACCACGACCUGGUCGUUAUGCAGCUGCGGGGGAAUCCGAAUCAGAAGCUAGUAGAAAUGCAACACUCAGUACAACUUCUUCGGCUUCCGAAAUAACGGAGAAGCGAAAAGAAGGAUCCGAGAGGGAGGUCGCUCUGGAAGUAACAGCAAACGGCACCACCUCAAAUUAUUCAUCUGCGCAAAAGAAAGAACUCGAGCAACAACUGCGGAAGUUGCUGCCAGACGUACAACUUGAAGAUGGCGCAACCACGACUCCAGAGCCGGAGCAGCUCGUGGACCAGAACCCAGGAGAUGACAUUGCGGCCAGUAGUUCACCACCUACAGUGCCGGAAGCAGGCAGCAGAAAUCACCCACUGCCUGUAGUUGUGAACAAAACUACUGCGUCAACAUCAUCCCGAGAACAGCAAGUAGAACCUGCAGACACCCUCCUCCCCUGGCCGUCCCACCCGAACGACCAGGAGGCCGCGAAGUGGGGGAGAGCCGGGCGGAGACGCGGAAACAAGAAUCCUGGAGGGCCGGAGGUGAAGAAGAAAAUUUUAGUUUUUCCAGCAGUGGACUUCUCCAGAGUGCAGAACAACAAGAAUACGAAGAUAUCGAGUUUGUUUUUCCGGUUUGUCUCAUACAAAAAGCUCCUACAAUAUGACAGUGCACAACUCCCCCUCCCCCUCAUUUGUGAUGCAAAAUACCUAAUUUACUCCUUGGCUCGUGGCCUUGUUUGCAUGACAAGUUCUGGCAGCCCAAAUAGCACAGACCUCCAGUCCAUGUGAAUUUGUCAUGCGAAACCUGUAUUCUUGCUAACGCUUGUAUUGCUGUUCAUGCAAUACAAAUGAGGGGGAGGGGAGUUGUGCACUGUCAUAUACAAGUGGUUGUUUCCUGCUUUGCGGCGGUGUACCGGCGAGACGGGUUGUCGAUAAACAAUCGGGUGGAGAAUGAGGUUGAUAGCAGCAAAAAUGGGAACAAUAUCAGAAAGAAAAGCAACGACAUCAAACCCGAAGCUCAAGACAUGCAGCUCCACAUUUACACAACCGACGGUGAGCUGCAAUUCGUGUACUCUUCGCAGCAGAUGCUCAAGAUGCGCGAGAACUAUUUUCCCGAAUUACUUCUAACUUUGUGGCAACAAACUUACGACUUUCUGCGGUAUGUGAAGUUGAAUGAACAAUGA